GCUGGCAUCCGGCCACCGACGGGUCUAUCAGACCGGGAGGAAGGGUCUGAUAUGAGUCAGGCGGGGUGGGAUUGGUGUGGGUGUGACCUACUCGAAUUGGAUUUAAAAGGAACUCAGAACUCUCAGAAGUCAACAAGCAAACAAGCAAGAUGAGUCUCUCCGACAAAGACAAGGCUGCCGUCAAGCUUCUGUGGAGCAAGAUCUCCAAGUCCUCCGAUGCGAUUGGAAAUGAUGCUCUGAGCAGGAUGAUUGUCGUCUAUCCGCAAACCAAGACCUACUUCGCUCACUGGCCAGACCUGUCCCCCGGCUCUCCUCACGUUAAAGCCCACGGCAAGACCGUGAUGGGUGGAAUCGCUCUUGCUGUGAGCAAGAUCGACGACCUGAGAGCCGGCCUGUUGGAUCUCAGCGAGCAGCAUGCCUACAAACUGAGAGUGGACCCGGCCAACUUCAAGAUCCUGUCCCACUGCAUCCUGGUGGUGAUCUCCAUGAUGUUCCCAAAGGAGUUCACUCCUGAGGCCCAUGUCUCCCUGGAUAAAUUCCUCUCAGGUGUGUCCCUGGCUCUCUCUGAGAGAUACCGCUAAACUGCACACAGAGGGAAAUGCCACAUGCAGGCCAUCAUGUCACUCAUGGUGAACAAUUCGAGAAUAAACUGCAUGCAGCUCAAAACUGACUUGUGUCUUUCAUGUCUUCUGAAAUGUGUCUUAUAAUUCAUACUAUACUUUAUUUCUUGCAAGGGAAUAAAUGAAGUGAGCAUUGA
This is a messenger RNA of Eleginops maclovinus (Patagonian blennie), 757 nucleotides long. It is a transcript of the gene hbae5, whose product is annotated as hemoglobin, alpha embryonic 5. Gene Ontology annotation, biological process: hydrogen peroxide catabolic process; oxygen transport. Bases 150 to 581 code for a protein of 143 amino acids. Gene Ontology annotation, cellular component: blood microparticle; haptoglobin-hemoglobin complex; hemoglobin complex. The record is from RefSeq and is a predicted model, not a curated record. Gene Ontology annotation, molecular function: organic acid binding; oxygen carrier activity; oxygen binding. Lineage: Eukaryota; Metazoa; Chordata; Actinopteri; Perciformes; Eleginopidae. The transcript is spliced from 3 exons.